UUUACUUAGAUGACAUCGGUGCCCUGCUGGAUGCUGAUUGGCUGGAUCAGUCAAAUGGUCGCUCUUUUGGACAAGCCAGAAGCCGUGGCCUUGCAACACAGCAUUGGGCAGAUAGCAGAGAGUUACCCCCAAGCUCUGGUUUACGCCCUCAUGAUCAGCACGGAGAGUUUCCAGUUUGAGGACACGGCCACAGGACACCAGCAGAGGGAGUUCGUGGACAGGCUCAGGGGCGUGCUCGAUAAGGCAGGAGCUGUGAGGAAAUUCGUGGAUGCGCUGCAGCAACUCACCAACCCCGAGAUGAUUUUUAGGGACUGGUGGGAUUACGUGAAAAACCAAAUGGACAAACCAGGUUUUGACAAGAAGCAGAUGGAGCGCAUGUACGAUGAGAUGCGAACCUCGCUGGGGGACGACGCGGUCGGACAUGGAGCGUUUCGCAAGAAAUUUAUCCAGGUUUGAAGGG
Molecule: messenger RNA, 460 nt
Organism: Cynoglossus semilaevis (tongue sole)
Lineage: Eukaryota; Metazoa; Chordata; Actinopteri; Pleuronectiformes; Cynoglossidae
Product: DNA-dependent protein kinase catalytic subunit-like
Exons: 3
Coding region: 10-456 (148 amino acids)
Biological process (GO): immunoglobulin V(D)J recombination; double-strand break repair; telomere maintenance
Cellular component (GO): nucleus
Molecular function (GO): protein serine/threonine kinase activity
Source: RefSeq, a predicted model, not a curated record